CCCCGCGAUGCUCCGCCGCCGCCUGCCCCUGCUCGGGCCCGGGCUGCUGCUGCUGCAGACCGUGUGUGCCGGCGGCCACCUCCCCAAAGCCCUGGGCUACCUGGAGAUGGGCACCUCAGCCCUCCUCAAGGACGUGCCCUACGGCGCCCUGAACCCCCCAGCGCUCAACCCCGGGCACCUGAUCCCGGCAGAGCCCCCCAGGGUGGGCACGGGGGUCCCGGCUGGCACCUCCCACAGCCCCUGGCACUGGCAGAAGAACCAAACAUCCCUGGAAGCCCCGAACCCCCGCGCCCACCGCAAGCCCAGCCUCAAAUCCAGCCGCGCCAAGAAGAUUUUCGGCUGGGGCGAUUUCUACUUCAACAUCAAAACGCUCAAGUUCAGCCUCCUGGUGACGGGCAAGAUCGUCGACCACAUCAACGGCACCUUCAGCGUUUACUUCAGACACAACUCCUCCAGCCUGGGCAACGUCUCCGUCAGCAUCGUGCCGCCCUCCAAGGCCGUGGGCUUCGAGGUGGUGGUGCCAGCCCUGCCAGGGCCGGCUCUGCGUGCCCAGCAGAGCACCCUGCCCGAGGGGCGCCCGGCCAAGGCGCUCAACUGCCACGUGGAGUACGAGAAAACCAACAGGGCCAGGAAGAACAAGCCGUGCCUCUACGAUCCCUCCAAGGUUUGCUUCACCGAGCACACGCAGAGCCACGCGGCCUGGCUCUGCUCCAAGCCCUUCAAGGUCAUCUGCAUCUUCAUCUCCUUCCUCAGCAUCGACUACAAGCUGGUGCAGAAGGUCUGUCCCGACUACAACUUCCAGCAGGAUAACCCCUAUUUUGGCUGA
Melozone crissalis (California towhee) is the source of this 826-nucleotide messenger RNA. It is a transcript of the gene NXPH4, whose product is annotated as neurexophilin 4. The transcript has 2 exons. The coding region runs from base 8 to 826 and encodes 272 amino acids. Gene Ontology annotation, molecular function: signaling receptor binding. The record is from RefSeq and is a predicted model, not a curated record. Lineage: Eukaryota; Metazoa; Chordata; Aves; Passeriformes; Passerellidae.